Messenger RNA from Phyllostomus hastatus (greater spear-nosed bat), 912 nucleotides. Its product is annotated as transmembrane epididymal protein 1A-like. Bases 1 to 912 code for a protein of 303 amino acids. Lineage: Eukaryota; Metazoa; Chordata; Mammalia; Chiroptera; Phyllostomidae. The record is from RefSeq and is a predicted model, not a curated record. The transcript has a single exon.
AUGGGAACCUUCAUUGGUCAUGUGUACCCAGGGCUGUUUCUCUUUUUGUACGGACUGUACCAGGCAGUAGUGGUCUCCAAAGCUGUGCUUGUCAGUGACUCUCUCCCCAAUUCUUCCUGUCCUCCCAGGAGUAAGGGGAGAUGGGCCAGGCUGUGGGACAUAUCCUACAGAGGUUUGCUGAAGACGGUGACUGGCUGCCUCUUGAUAGCGUAUGAGAUCAGCAGCACUAAAGGCAGGCUGACGCUGAUGAACAGAGAGCUGCCACCGAGGUUUAUGUUCCCCAAAGAGUGGCAGCACCUCACCAUGUUCAUCCUCCUCAGCCUCAGUGGCUGUGCAGAUGUCACGAGCAAGAACCUGCUGCCUUGGAGGUGUGUGUUCCUAGAAAGAGGUGCCCUGGUGCUGGCCUUCUAUGUGCUCCUGAUGCUGUUGGUGUCACACGUUCGAGACUCAACAGGGGUGGAGCUGCAGGUGCACUGUCUACUCAUCUUGGUGGUGUUCCUGCUGAUGCUGGUGUUGACUGUGGAGCUGUGGGCUCCCAACGCGUUUCCCCUCCCACUGAUCGAGACCUUUCUGUUUCUGAUGAUGGGCUCCUGGCUGGUGCAGGCUGGCUUUAUUCUGUACAGACCAGUCACUGGCUAUCCAUGGGACGAUGAUGACAUCAGUGACAUCAUGUUUGUCACCACCUUCUUCUGCUGGCACAUGAUGACCAACACUUUGUGCCUGUUGGGAAUCUGUGGCAUCUCUUCCUUUUGGCACCGUCGUUGCAGUCCCAGCUCGAAGCUGACCAGGUCCAAAUUAGCGCCACACUGCAGGAGCACUGAAGGACCCGCCUACACAUUGCUGCCAGAAGUGGAGCACUCAGAGAAGGAUGACCAGGCUCAGGCUCACCUCCUCCCAGAGAGCUCACCCUGA